GCCUCUGCAGACAAGAGGAGCCGCUGCGUGUUCACGCUCUCCCUGGUUUUUCAUUAAGUGUGAACAUUCUCGAAAAGGCAGAAGUUUCAGAAAAACCAGGUGUCUUCUGUGUAUUUUGAUUCCAGUGGCAUCGGUGAAGGACGGCAUGCAGUCUUACUACCCCAGCAGCGGGGCAGUACGGUGGGCCCGCCAAUAAAUACGGUGAUUCUGCCUUGUCCUGAACCCGGACCCUUUCACAGACCUGCCCAAGACUGUCCUACACCAUCUGACCUCAUUUGUGGUGGAAUCUCUUUAACGAGGCCUCUUCAGCGUGUGUGUAACCGAGAGAGAGAUAGAGAAAGUGUGUGUUGCCAUGGCUUUCACACUUUCAGAAAUCAUGGCAGCCCGGCGACAGCAACAACAGUCUCAAAGAGCAGGAAGAGGAGUCGUAGAAGUGGACGAAUAUAGCACCAACCCAACUCAAGCAUUCACCUUCUACAACAUCAACCAGGGUCGCUUUCAGCCCCCCCACGUCCACAUGGUAGAUCCGUUACCCCACGAUGCCCCCAAGCCCCCUGGCUAUACGCGCUUUGUCUGUAUCUCAGACACACACUCUCGCACUGACACCAUUCAGAUGCCAUACGGUGACGUCUUACUGCACGCUGGAGACUUCACAGAGCUCGGCCUGCCCAGCGAGGUCAAGAAGUUUAACGACUGGCUCGGCACUCUGCCCUACGAGAUCAAAAUCGUUAUAGCCGGGAACCACGAGCUGACGUUUGAUCAAGAGUUCAUGGCAGACCUGAUAAAGCAGGAUUUCUACUACUUUCCCUCGGCCUCCAAACUCAAGCCGGAGAACUAUGAGAAUGUGCAAUCCCUGCUCACCAACUGCAUCUACCUGCAAGACUCUGAUGUUACCGUCAGGGGUUUCCGUAUCUACGGCUCACCGUGGCAGCCAUGGUACUACGGCUGGGGUUUUAAUCUCCCACGAGGACAAGCUCUGCUGGACAAGUGGAACCAGAUCCCAGACUCCACGGAUAUCCUUCUCACACACUGUCCUCCUCUGGGUUUUUUGGAUUGGGUGCCCAGGAAGAUGCAGCGUGUUGGCUGUAUGGAGCUUCUGAACACAGUCCAGAGGAGAGUUCAGCCCAAACUACAUGUGUUUGGACACAUUCAUGAAGGUUACGGUAUGAUGACCGAUGGGACCACCACGUUCGUUAACGCAUCAGCAUGCACGGUGAACUUCCAGCCAAUGAACCCGCCCAUUGUUUUCGACUUACCCAAUCCCAGGAGCUCAUGAUUGAACUGAGAUCCGCCCACUACCUCGUUCUUUCAAUCAGGGUCCAUUUUUGAGCGUGUGUGGAUACUGUGUAGUGUAUAUACCUGUAGAGCUGGCAAGAAAGACGCUACUUUAGAUAUUCCCAAGGAAAUUUUCAUCUUUUUUGUGCUGUCUGCAUGCUCAAACAUGAAUAGUGGCAUUUUGCCUCUUUCAAAUGGGCGUUUGAACUCUUUUCUGACUCUCUGAGUUGCACUUGAAUCGGCAUGACAAUCGCGUAAUUAUAAGGACAUGGAAGCCAAUCAGUGCUCAUGGUGGGAAGCCAAGCUUUCUUCUUAUUAGCUGGCACUUAUUAAAGGAACUUGGUAACCUUGUAGCCUCAAUGGACCACUAACUUAAAAAAAUAAAAUAAAAAAAAGUCUCAGUCUCUCAUCCUACUUUUUCCUAUCUGUUUUAUCUGCUCUAUUGUUAUAUGUUGCUCUUUUCAACUUGGGGCCAUGUUGGAUUAUAUUGGGAGGAAUAUACUUGCCCUAAACUGGAAUGUAAUAUUUAUAAUAUUGAUGGUAAAAAAGAAACAUAACAAAAUUCCUUCCACUUUUCAUGCUUUCUUUAUUGUUCGAUUUACUGUAAACGUGCAAAACUGUGAGUGUGUUUUAAAGCAAACCGUCCAUUACUGAUGCUGUGUGAACUUUAUCAGUAGUUUGAAGUGUUUGUUUAAGGUCAAAUAUUUAAAAGUUAUUCUAAAGCUCCUCAGUUAACGUCCCACCUCCGAAUAUCAAAGACUCUGUACGCACGCAAAGUGCGCUUUUGCAUAACAAGACGUUGCACUUUGAUCCACAUGCUCCCCACUAUAAUUUAUUAACAUUCCUCCUGGCGAUAAUUUAUUCCCAUGUGUUUUACAGCUCUACAGCAUUAACUGUGUGUGGCAUUAGGCCUAAUACAACGGUUCUGUUAGAUGUGCAGAGGUUUUUCAUCUACUCCAUAUAAAUGGAUGAAUAAAAAUGAACA
Messenger RNA from Myxocyprinus asiaticus (Chinese sucker), 2260 nucleotides. RefSeq names its product metallophosphoesterase domain-containing protein 1. The record is from RefSeq and is a predicted model, not a curated record. The coding region runs from base 353 to 1276 and encodes 307 amino acids. The transcript has 7 exons. NCBI's taxonomy places the organism in Eukaryota, Metazoa, Chordata, Actinopteri, Cypriniformes, Catostomidae. Gene Ontology annotation, molecular function: hydrolase activity.